AUGAAAUGGGGAGUGGCGAGCGGAAUGGGCGUUUCGCUUGCUGCUGCUGUUCUCCUUAUGCUGCCCCUCUUCACCUCAUCCACAGGAGAUAUACGACAUCACGGCGCAUCGAAAGCCCGUGGUUGGCGUGGCAGUGUUGCACCAGCAGAUGUUACAGCGAACAACUCCGUCAGCAAUGUCACAGCACAGCUGGGGGGCACAGCGUAUCUCCACUGCCUUGUAGGGCAUUUAAAUGAACGAGGGCAAGUGUCCUGGAUUAGAAAACGCGACUGGCAUAUCUUGAGCUCCGGGAAGUUCACCUACACCAAUGAUGAACGGUUUCAGGUUCUUCACGGAGAGGGUUCUGAGGACUGGACCCUUCAAAUCAAGUUUGUACAGAAACGAGACAAUGGCACUUAUGAAUGUCAGGUGUCAACCCGUACCGGCAUCGUGUCGCAUUAUGUCCGACUGCAGAUAGUGGUCCCCGAGGCUUUCAUCCUGGGAUCGGGUGAACAUCACGUCGACCUCGGCAGCGUUAUACACCUCAUAUGCAUUGUUGAAAAGAGUCCGACUCCACCGCAAUACGUAUUCUGGUACCACAAUGACCGCAUGAUUAACUAUGACGCGACGCGAGGAGGUAUCACGGUGGAGACAGAGCCGGGAGCAAGAACUCAAUCGAGACUUACAGUACGAGGAGCCACAUUAAAGGAUUCAGGAAAUUACACUUGCAGUGCGAGUAAUACCGAGCCGGCGUCUAUACACGUUUUUGUAUCGGAAGGCAGUAACAAAAUGGCGGCCAUUCUACGACGCAACACUAGCGCCAUCCAUGGUAUUACCUCAAGCGUGACGUGUAUUCUUCUUCUAGCGUCUGUGUUGGUGCAUUUCGUCGUACGAUGA
Pieris macdunnoughi is the source of this 876-nucleotide messenger RNA. The record is from the annotation of a GenBank genome assembly. NCBI's taxonomy places the organism in Eukaryota, Metazoa, Arthropoda, Insecta, Lepidoptera, Pieridae.